AUGUCUCAGAUUACAGUCAACGGAUCAAGACUUUUGGACGGAAAAUCAAAUUUCAACCUUUUAGCGAAUGACACUAUUCAGUCUCAAUAUAAUAAUAAUAACCACAAAUACGGCAAACUAUAUGAACUAGCUAUUAAGUUAUAUCUCAAUCGAAACUUCGAAAAAGCUUGGUCACUAAUCUCCCCGAUUGUUGAAAAUCUACCUGAAGCUCAUAAUGAUGGAACCGAGAUCGAGAGGCCGCUUCUCGUGAAAAUAUUCAAACUUUAUUUGUCGCUGAUUGAUUUGAAACUAAAAAGAGAGACGAGAGACUCUCAUGACUUCUUGAAUUCAGAAUAUUCCAAACGACUUCAGCAGGGAGUUUUAUUCAUACAAAUUCGAAAUAUCUACAAUGAAGAAUACGACCGCAUAGAUCCUGAAUUAUUACUGCUAUGCUUUAUAGUGGAGCUCUCAAACGGAUUUCCUUUGAUUGAACUAAGAGCCCAAUUGGAAUUAUACCUGACUUUCAAUGGUAUCCUUUCAAAUGAAACGAAACAAACAAUGAGAUCAUCAGGAAUGAUGAGAAUUGCAGAAUUUUACCUUCUUCAUAUCCUCCCAAAAUUUAAUGAGUUUAGGAGGUCUGAAAAGCUCAUAAAUCGGAUAUUUGCUGAGGAUGAUUACCGUAGGGACCACUGUCUUUCAAUACUGAAUCAAAUAGUAACCAGUUACAAGGCAGGCGACAAAAAAGUACCAUCAUCAACUGACUUUAAUGAGCAAAGGCUCAAGACUCGCAGAAGAAAACAUGGCAAGAGGAUUCAAGAACAUGUCGACGAUAAUUCUCCGAUGAUUGCAGAUGACAAUAAUGGAAUUUAUCGAUUUUUGAAGAAUGCACUGUCGACGCAUCAACUACGCGGUUUGAAGAAAGUUGUCAUUCGAGGAACCUUUUUGAUAUUUAUUCUAGGAAUCAUUAUAGGUUCAUGUCAAAUGUAUUCACGAAUUAGAGGUCGACUGUUGUGGUUUUUCAUGAAAGUCAGACAGACACUGGGGAUGGCACUGAAAAUCACUUAUAUAUAG
Ogataea haglerorum is the source of this 1050-nucleotide messenger RNA. RefSeq lists its product as uncharacterized. The record is from RefSeq and is a predicted model, not a curated record. The coding region runs from base 1 to 1050 and encodes 349 amino acids. The transcript has a single exon. NCBI's taxonomy places the organism in Eukaryota, Fungi, Ascomycota, Pichiomycetes, Pichiales, Pichiaceae.